CUAACGUCAAGCUGCGUUGUGGGUUCGUCUGUCACAUGACAAGCUCAGAGAUGGUGGCUGAUCCUCGUUUAAUAAUAUGAAAUGGACCGAAAACAAACUACUCCAAAAAGUGGAACCUAACCUUGUUUUAAAUCGGACAUCAAGGACUAAUCAUCUUACGUAUCCUAUCAAAGUUGCUUGUUACCUAACCUCUUGGCUCCAUUGAUGGCUUCACGAUGAAGGCCCAACUUCAGGUUAUCGUUCUCGCUGCGAAACUGAAAGAGAACAAGAAGAACUGGUUUGGGCCGAGUCCCUAUGUUGAGGUAGCAGUGGACGGCCAAUCCAAGAAGACGGAAAAAUGCACCAACACCUUCACUCCCAAAUGGAAACAGCCCAUCACUGUUAUUGUUACACCCUUCAGCAAGCUUAUCUUUCGGGUCUGGAGUCACCAGACACUGAAGGCCGACAUUCUUUUAGGGAUGGCCACUCUGGAAGUCAGCGAAAUGCUCAAGUCGAAUGACAUGAAAAUCUGUGAGGUGGUGCAGACGCUGCAGCUGAGUGCAGACAGGGACCAGUCGGACGUGGUGGGGGACCUGUGCGUCUGCCUGGACGGCAUGCAGGUGGAUCCGCAGACCUUCGCCGCCGAGGAGCAGAGUCGCGAAGCAUCACUUCCAAAUGGGGAUUUGAAACCAAAUAAAGAGCCAGAGAGGCCCAGCAGAGGCUCCUCCCCCGCCAGUGACAUCGCCGAUGAUGCUCCGGCUCUCCCCAAUGGCCACGCUGUCAACGGCACGGGGUCUCCCUCCCUGUCUGCAGGGGCCUCCAGACCGCCACGACCCCCCAGGCCUCUCCGCCCACCCCCUCCCCGCAGACCCACCUCCUCCCCAGCCUCUUCUAACGGCUCCACCCCGAGCCAUGGCAGCAGCGCGGCCAGCCCGGAGCCCAACCCCAGCCUGCAGGUGAACGGCACGCCGGAGGGCCCGAGCUCGGGGCCCCCCUCUGGCUCUGGCCCUGGCUCUGGCUCUGGGGCUGGGACGAGCCCCCCCGCGCCCAACCAGAACUCCAGCGCGCCGCCCGCCACUGCCCCCUCCCGGGUCAGCCCCAUCAACACCGGACCCCUGCCCCCCGGGUACGUCCGUCCUGACAUCCCUGAAAAUCCUACACGUAGCCCCUUCAACACCGGGCAGCUACCCCACGGCUGGGAGCAGAGAGUGGACCAGACUGGCCGUGUGUAUUAUGUGGAUCACCUGGAGAAGCGGACCACCUGGGAGAGACCUGAGCCGUUGCCACCUGGGUGGGAGCGUCGUGCGGACCCCAUGGGCCGGGUCUACUACGUAGACCACAUCAGCCGCACCACCACCUGGCAGAGACCCACUGCCGAGUCGGUGCGCAACUACCAGGAGUGGCAGAGCCAGCGCAGUCAGCUGCAGGGGGCCAUGCAGCAGUUCAACCAGAGGUUCAUCUACGGGCUUCAGGAACAGAUUGCACCCACCACAACCACCCAGAAAGAAUUCGACCCUCUUGGCCCUCUUCCACAGGGAUGGGAGAAAAGAACAGACAGCAAUGGCAGAAUGUACUUUGUGCAUCACCCUACGCGCUCCACGCAAUGGGAGGACCCUCGCACGCAAGGGCUACUGAACGAGAAGCCUCUGCCCGAGGGCUGGGAGAUGAGAUUCACAGUGGACGGCAUCCCUUAUUUUGUGGACCACAACCGCCGGACCACCACCUAUAUCGACCCUCGCACUGGAAAGUCCUCUCUAGAAAAUGGUCCCCAGAUCACCUAUGUGCGAGACUUCAAAGCCAAAGUGCACUACUUCAGAUUCUGGUGUCAGCAACUCUCCAUGCCCCAGCACAUCAAGAUUCAUGUCACUCGCAAAACUUUGUUUGAAGAUUCAUUUCAGCAGAUCAUGAGUUUUCACCCUCAAGACCUGCGGAGGAGGCUGUGGAUCAUCUUCCCUGGGGAAGAGGGGCUGGACUACGGAGGAGUGGCCAGGGAGUGGUUCUUCCUGUUGUCCCAUGAGGUUUUGAAUCCCAUGUACUGUCUGUUUGAGUAUGCUGGAAAAGACAACUACUGCCUGCAGAUCAACCCUGCCUCCUCCAUCAACCCCGAUCACCUCAAGUACUUCAAGUUCAUCGGCCGAUUCAUUGCCAUGGCUUUGUUUCAUGGGAAGUUCAUUGACACAGGAUUCUCCCUGCCCUUCUACAAACGCAUCCUCAGCAAGCCUUUGGGCCUAAAGGAUCUGGAGUCCAUUGACCCGGAGUUCUACAACUCCCUCAUCUGGAUCAAGGACAACAACAUCGAGGAGUGCGGUCUGGAGAUGUACUUCUCGGUGGAUAAGGAGAUCCUGGGCGAGGUCACCACUCAUGAGCUCAAGGCAGACGGAGGAAACGUCCUGGUCACGGAGGAGAAUAAAGAGGAGUACAUCAGGUUGGUGGCAGAGUGGCGUCUGUCGCGUGGCGUAGAGGAGCAGACGCAGGCCUUCUUUGAGGGAUUUAAUGAAGUUCUCCCUCAACAGUACCUGCAGCUCUUUGACGCCAAGGAGCUUGAGGUGAUGCUCUGUGGGAUGCAGGAGAUCGACAUGGCUGACUGGCAGAGGAACACCAUCUACAGACACUACGCCCGCAGCAGCAAGCAGAUCCUCUGGUUCUGGCAGUGUGUGAAGGAGAUGGACAACGAGAAGAGGAUGCGACUGCUGCAGUUUGUGACGGGCACGUGCCGGCUUCCCGUCGGAGGCUUUGCUGACCUCAUGGGGAGCAAUGGUCCUCAGAAGUUCUGCAUUGAGAAAGUGGGGAAAGAGAAUUGGCUUCCGCGAAGUCACACUUGCUUUAACCGUCUGGAUUUGCCACCUUAUAAGAGCUACGAGCAGAUGAAGGAAAAGCUGAUGUUUGCCAUUGAAGAGACGGAAGGUUUUGGGCAGGAGUGAAAUACACACACACAUGUACACACACACCGAUGCUCUUCUUUUGAGCCUGGAAACCCGUUGGGGACAAGUUUUACCUGUGAAAAUCACCUGAAAGAGACACAAAGACAGAAGAGUGUGUGUGCGUGUGGUGUGUGUGUGUGUGUGUGUGUGUGUGUGUGCGUGCGUGCGUGUGUGUGUGAGUGAGCACGUCAGUUCACCUUACAACCCCUUAUUAACUGAU
Molecule: messenger RNA, 3120 nt
Organism: Alosa alosa (allis shad)
Lineage: Eukaryota; Metazoa; Chordata; Actinopteri; Clupeiformes; Clupeidae
Gene: itcha
Product: itchy E3 ubiquitin protein ligase a
Exons: 24
Coding region: 216-2900 (894 amino acids)
Biological process (GO): protein K63-linked ubiquitination; protein K29-linked ubiquitination; ubiquitin-dependent protein catabolic process
Molecular function (GO): protein binding; ubiquitin protein ligase activity
Source: RefSeq, a predicted model, not a curated record